Molecule: messenger RNA, 4408 nt
Organism: Trichomycterus rosablanca
Lineage: Eukaryota; Metazoa; Chordata; Actinopteri; Siluriformes; Trichomycteridae
Gene: kansl3
Product: KAT8 regulatory NSL complex subunit 3
Exons: 22
Coding region: 234-2801 (855 amino acids)
Biological process (GO): positive regulation of transcription by RNA polymerase II
Cellular component (GO): NSL complex
Source: RefSeq, a predicted model, not a curated record
CAAAACAAAAGCGAGUCGGACAUGAUUUCGCAGCGCGGUUAAUAUCGCAUACGUUUCAUUUUGACAACUUUAUUUAAUUUAUAACAUUAAUUAUUGUAUCUGGAGACGCUAAUAAUGGUAAUAUGUCAUGAGGAGACGCCGCGUUGAUACUAAGGAUUAAAAAACUUAUGAUUGCGCUGUACAGGCUCUCUACUCUUGGAGUCUUUGGAGCUCCCACGCCUGCAUAGACAAACAUGUAUCGCGGCAGUGGAGAGCGGGAUUUUCAGACGUCGGCCCGACGCAUGGGCACGUCACUGCUCUUCCAGCUGUCUGUGCAUGAGCGAGAACUGGACCUGGUAUUUCUUGACCACAGCUAUGCAAAGCCUUGGAAUGCACACCCAGAUGCCAGCAGUGCCAGGCCUACCAGGAUGCUGUUCAUCACACCACGCCGCCAGGCUGAUUCCUCUAUGGAAAAUUCUGAUGUGUCUAUUGAUGUGGAAACAGUCACUCCCACUCCGAUGCCUCUUUAUGACAACCAGAAAGCCCGCGGUGUGAUGAACGAGUGUGAACGGCACGUUCUGUUUGCACGAACCGUUGCUGAAGGACCUCCACCUCCAGACGACUGGGAAGAGCAUGUUAACAAAACUGGUUGGACCCUGGCUCAAAAUAAGCUCUUCAAUAAAGUCCUGAAGGCCUUGCAGGCUGAGAGACUGGCAAGGCUGGCAAAUGAAAGUGUGUGUAACGAGCCCGUCUUGCGCAGGAUCGCCGUGGAUAAAUGUGCCCGAAAGGUUCGGCAUGCACUGGCCAGUGUGAACUGGGAUGCCAAGCUGACCCAGUGGCUUCACAACACUCUGGUGGAGUCUCUGAGCUUGGCCAUGCUCGCUGCAUACUUGGAUGUCCUGCAGACUCUCAAAAGCAAAGUUCCCUCUUUGAUUGAGCGGAUGCUUCCAGCGUCGUCCACCAAAUCUGGUGCAGCAGUGACUGAGGCACUGUCACUGCUCUUAAAACGACCAUGGGACCCGGCUGUGGGGGUGCUGUCCCAGAACAAACCGAGUAAACUUCCUGGUUCCCCUUUGAUCCUGAUUUGUCCAUCAGGACCGAGCGUUCCCGUCUUCUCUACCUCCCGCCGGAUGAGAUUCUGGCAGUCACAGCUCUCCUGUUUAGGAAAGGUCAUUCCUAUAAACACCCAUGUGGGCAGUGGAGCUAACAUCAGUGUCAGUCAGUGUUUGGAGCACAUGAUCGGCACUGUCAGGGGGAAAGUUAUUGAGGUUCACAGUCACUUUCCCCAUAAACCACUCAUCCUGGUUGGCUGGAAUGUUGGCGCUCUUAUCGCUUGCCAUGUUUCCGUUAUGGAGCAUGUGUCUGCAGUUGUGUGUCUGGGAUUCCCUCUCCAAACAGCCAAUGGACUUAGAGGGGAUGUGGACGACCCCAUGUUGGAUAUGAGGGCACCUGUGCUGUUUGUGGUGGGUCAGGCUGCGUUGCAGUGUAGCUUAGAGAACAUGGAGGAGUUCAGGGAAAAGAUCAGAGCAGACAACAGCAUGGUGAUCGUUGGAGGGGCUGAUGACAACCUCAGGAUCGGUUCCUCAAAGAUGAAAUCUGAGGGCCUGACGCAGACUAUGGUGGAUCGCUGCAUUCAGGAUGAGAUAGUGGACUUCCUGACUGGAAUACUGAUGCGAGCAGAAAGCUCCGGUCUCACCUCGGGAGAAACACGGGACCUUGAUGCAGAAAAAAAGAAGAAACCACGCCGUGAGUUACCAUUUGACACUGAGAGGACACGCCCGUCCUCACCUGCCAUCAGGGUCCCAAUCUCCCCCUCAGGAUCUGAGGACAUGUCCAGUGUGUGCAGCAGUCCCACAGCCAGUCCCAAACCCAAGAACACCACUCUGUCACCAGCUCAGAAAUCGAGUCUAAUCACCGCCACGCAGCUCCUCAAAACACACAUGCAGAGAUCAGGAAUGAUGCUCACACACAAACAGGCUCAAGCUCAGUUCGCUGCCUUUAUGAAACAGAACAUGCUGGUGAGGAAGACUGUUUCUCCUGGCAGCUCUUCCUGUCUGUUUGUGCCCGUUUCCGGAGACCAGAUGGAGGGUUUGGAGCAGAAUGAGCCACGCCUACAUCUGAAAAGGAAGCAGACACCCAGUCCCACAAUUCCCAUGAAAUCAUCAAAAAGGGCCAAAAUCAAGGUCACCAUCGUGUCCCAUGGUGAAGCAGGUGCGACGGCACCUUCUUCUGCCCAAGAAGUAGGAGCGUCUGCAAAGCCUCUCACAGCCACUAUAGGACAGACAUUAUCGGGGACCAAAGACCUUACUGGACUGUUGACCUCACAAAGAUCUAGCACCCUGACGGACGUCUCCGGUGGUACUUCCUUCCACAGUCUACAGGCCUCCACCGCCCAGGUCCAGACGUCUGCACAAGCUACUCCAGCUUGUAGCCUGUUGCACGGCCUAAGUUACAACCUUCAAGAGAUCAACACCAAAUCCCCGGGCCUGCCCACCAGUUCACAGGCUCCAGUUGCCAAGUCUCACGGACAGAUGUUAACCUCUCUCAGUCCAGCAGGUGGCACUCUAGUCCGUGCUGUUCCUGUCGUCUCCGCUGGUUCUGCCGGGACUAAGAGCACAGCCAUCCACCAGCUUCUCACCAACGGAGGUUUGGCCAAGCUGGCCAACAGCUUGCCGGGACUGGCCCACGUUGCCAAUCAGGGCGCUGGUCUGAAAGCCCCAACUACAAUAACAGUAACACUGAGAGGCCAGCCGGGUCGAGUUCAGGCUCUGGGCCACGCCACAGCCAUACUGCCGCCCCACAAUGCACCUGAGCACCAGUGACCAUAAACUUGAUGACCAAUGAUGACCAUCUCCAUGCUGAAGCUCUUGGAGAUGCAGCACAUGAUGUCUUCACCUGUGCACUGAUACCCUGCACAGAUCUAACACACGGUUGUGUGUGUGAAAAAGUAAUUGCCCCCUCUUUCUGAUUUCCUGUCAGGUCAUGUCACACUGUGUGAUUUCAAAAUGUUAACAAAACAUCAAGAAAGACUUGAGUAAAAAUGCAACAGAUUUUGAAAAAAAGCAUUUUAUUAUUUGUUUAUAAUUUAUUCCACCCUUGUGGAACAGUAGUUGCCCCCAAUAGGAUUGAAUCACAUUUUGCAGCGAUGACUGUGACUAAAUGUCACUGUGGAGAAAUUCUAGCUCCACUUUUCUUUACAGAUCUGCUUUUAAUCAGACGUCCCGCUAUUUUUAGGGAUGGACAUAUGAUUUUUUUUACAAGACUUUUGGUUGUAAAUCCAUUCCUCAAUAACAGUAAUUCAUUCUGGUCCUGAUGCAGCAAAGCAUUUCUAUCUUGUUUGACUAUUGGUAUACCUCUCCUAAUAUAAAAUGCUGUUUUUGUACAAUCCUUUCAGUUUUAAGUUAUCUCUCCAUAGAACGUUAUUGCAAAAGGUUUUACUCCUGAAUAGAUUUACCAGUAUUUGUGUUUCCUCCAGCUGAUAUUGUUGCUCUCACUGUGAUUCCCUGGAGUCUUACAAGCUACUUGAUAACCCUUUCCAAAAUGAUAAAUGUUACAGUAUAUGGGCAAAGUUAAACCCCUCUGUUUUACUCUCAUCAAUUGUCCACAAACACUCACUCACUUUCUUAACCGCUUAUCCAGUUAGGCUCGCAGGGGGGUGCUGGAGCCUAUCCCAGCUUUUCAAUGGGCGCAAGGCACACAGUAACACCCUGGACGGGGCGCCAGUCCAUCGCAGGACAGACACACAUACACCCAUUCACCUAUAGGGCAAUUCAGUGUCUCCAAUUAACCUGACUGCAUGUUUCUGGACUGUGGGAGGAAACCGGAGCUCAAAGGUUUGACAAGUUAGAUUUAAAGGAGGUCCAGUGAUUGGCAGAGCCUUGACCAUUAAACCACAGAGCCAUUAACACCUAUGAGAUGAAUUGGUUUGUAAAUUGUGAACCAGGACUAAACAUGAGGGGUGAUAUUCGUGUUGGAAGACUUGUUCCUCUCAAAAAUCAAGCUCAUGUUCUACAAAAUGUUCUGUGCUUUUACUUAAGUUCUCUUUGUGUGUGUUAUAAUAUUUUAUUGUAAUUUAUUUCAUCCUGUGGAGGUACACAUGCAGAGAAAAUCAGAAAGGGGGCGAUUCCUGUUUUACACAACUCCAACUGAUCGCACAGCGUUUCUGGCUAACAUGUUUAAGCCUGAACUGAAGAAACAUCUUUUCACUGAAGUACUGAUUUUACCAGCUGUGCUAUUGGUGGAGUUUUGUGAUUCAGUAUUUUCCAAUGAACGAUUACAAGUCUGAGUCGAGGUCAGUUAAUGGGAAUGAUACUGAUUAAUGCUGACACUGCAAUACGUUUAUUACAGUCUGGAUGUAAGUUACCACAGAGCAUCAUUAUACUGUUCAUCUGUGUGUUUAUAUGAUGUCAAAUAAACUGUAUAGAACAGA